ACCCACGCCGGGGCCCAGGUGUGUUUUCGGGCUCGCCCCGCCUCGCCCGGUGCUGCGGGGGCGGCGGGGAGGAGCGACGGGAGCGGGAGGCCGGGAACGAUGCCGCCGGGCUGAGCCGCUGGAGACCUGCGGAGGGAUGGACGUGGAAGGUGUGACUGACAUCAGAGCUCUACGAGCAAAAUUUCAAAAUGACUCUAACUUGGCCAACAAGCUGGUGCAGCCACGCAAGAAGCUUCCCCCUAAGAUUGCACCCAAACCGGGCUCUAGAGGUAACGCCGUGUCCAGCCCUCUGCCUCUGAGUAAGAGAGAAGUGAUAACACCAAAACCCAAGGAUGAACCUGUCCAUCCUGCCUCCCAACCCUCUGCACUCACCCAAUGCAACCCCUUGGCAUGGCCAAGAGCCAAGCUGGGUUACAUGGAGCCAACAGAGCACAAUGAAGAGCAGAAAGGCAACAACUCAGAGAAAGGGCUGAGCUCUCCCAAGAGUGGUCCAGAGAAGCCUCUGCCAUCCUAUUGCGUUGAUUGGCAAGGAUCAACCCAAACAGCCCCAGAGGACCCUUCGCUCUCAAAUUCUUUCCAGCAUGCCCUAAAGAUCUGGGAAAAUGCUUUAUCCUGUGGUGAGAAAGCCAAUGUAAUACUCCCAACCCAACGGGCAACAAACUUGUAUGUGCACCCUUGCCCGGAGCAGAGGGCGAUGCGUGCUCCAACUGCAUCGGGUGGCAGGACUCAACCCUCUGGAAGCAAGCCCGUGCUGGACCUGCCUGCCCAGAAGAAGGAUGCUCUGCGUGGUCGUGGGCUGGCUCUUCCUCAGGCAUCCAGAGGACACAGAGGCUCUGAUGGAGUUGUUCCUGAGAUCGCGGUGGCAACUGCAUUCUGCCAGCUGGGUUAUCUCCCACCAAAAAAGGAACCUCAGCACCAGAAAGGGGAGCGCCUCUCGCCGCUGCGCUGA
Messenger RNA from Calidris pugnax (ruff), 949 nucleotides. RefSeq lists its product as uncharacterized. NCBI's taxonomy places the organism in Eukaryota, Metazoa, Chordata, Aves, Charadriiformes, Scolopacidae. The record is from RefSeq and is a predicted model, not a curated record. The transcript is spliced from 3 exons. Bases 137 to 949 code for a protein of 270 amino acids.